Ceratina calcarata is the source of this 1962-nucleotide messenger RNA. Its product is annotated as Acyl-CoA oxidase 3. Gene Ontology annotation, molecular function: fatty acid binding; FAD binding; pristanoyl-CoA oxidase activity. Gene Ontology annotation, biological process: fatty acid beta-oxidation using acyl-CoA oxidase; lipid homeostasis. The record is from RefSeq and is a predicted model, not a curated record. The transcript is spliced from 9 exons. NCBI's taxonomy places the organism in Eukaryota, Metazoa, Arthropoda, Insecta, Hymenoptera, Apidae. The coding region runs from base 73 to 1845 and encodes 590 amino acids. Gene Ontology annotation, cellular component: peroxisome.
UUGAUUCCGAGGAUAAUAAUAAACAAUCUGGCUUGACUCUUGGAAUUCAUGUAGGAAUUUUUGUAGAACCCAAUGAUACACUCACAUUGGUUCAAUAUAUUAUUUCAAUACGAUGCUUCCAUACCAGUAAAGAUGGGUAUUCUGGAUGGGAUGGUACCGAGCACCCUUUUUGCCUUAGGCUCAGAAAUCCAUCGAGAUAUUGCAUUGAAGAUGAUGGAUGGAUUCUAUAGCGGUUGUUUUGCAUUGACGGAAAUAUCUCACGGAACAAACGCGAAGGGAAUGAGAACUGUAGCUACGUAUGAUAUGAAAUCCAAAAAUUUCGUUCUGCAUUCUCCAGAUUUUGAAGCUGCAAAAUGUUGGAUCGGCGGUUUAGGAAAGACUGCCACGCAUGCUAUUGUAUUCGCGCAGUUAAUCACCCCAGAUGAAGAAAAUCACGGUCUUCACUCUUUCAUCGUACCCAUUCGAGAUCCAGACACUCAUAUGCCUUACCCGGGUGUAACCAUCGGGGACAUGGGUGAGAAAAUUGCGCUGAACGGAUUAGACAAUGGAUUUGUUAUGUUCAACAAUUAUUUUAUACCUCGAACGUGCUUGUUAAAUCGGACGUCGGAUGUUACUGAGGACGGGCGAUAUGUAACGUCUGUGAAGGAUAAGAGUAAAAGAUUUGGUGCAUCGUUAGGUGCAUUGGCUUCAGGUCGUGCCACAAUUACAUCGAUAUGCUCGAACCUGGCAUCUGUUGCGAUAUGCAUUGCUAUACGAUAUUCUGCUGCGAGGAAGCAAUUCGGACCAUCAGAAUUCGAAGAAUGGCCUGUUAUAGAAUAUCAAGCUCAGCAAUGCCGAUUAUUUCCUCACUUGGCAGCCACGUACGCUAUGAAGAUAUUUUCUAGCAAAUAUUUAAAUAGUGUGAUCGAGUUUAGAGUUAAAUUAAUGUCACCGGAGAAUACUGAUAGUUUAAAUGACGAAGGCGUGGAGAUGCACGCAUUGUCCUCGGUAGCGAAGCCGUUGUGUGCUUGGAAUAGUCGAGAUAUUAUACAGGAUUGCAGAGAAUCUUGCGGAGGUCACGGUUACCUUAAGAUGUCACGUUUGGGUGACUUGAGAGCUGAAAAUGACGCGUGUUGUACAUUCGAGGGUGAGAACAAUGUACUAAUCCAACAAACUAGUAACUGGUUACUGAGUCAGUGGUCGAAUCUAGUGACCGGGAAGCCCAUAAACAGUCCUUUGAAAACGAUCGAUUUUCUUAGAGAUGCUGACUUGAUUCUAGCGCAAAAAUUCUCUUGUUCAACGAUUCCGAAAAUAUUAAACCCAGAAAAUUUACUUUCAUACUUCAAAUGGCUGGUCUGUUAUUACUUAAAACGGACAUAUGAACAGGUGCAGAACUUGCAACGCAAUGGCUGCGACGAUUUCGAAAUCAGAAACAAUACGCAAGUAUUUUUCGCGCAAACACUGUCACUCUUAUAUGGACAGCAUGCAAUAAUGAUGUACUUCGUAGAGUGUAUAGAAAAUCCUGUGUGGCGGUCGGAAGAACGUAAUGUCCUAACGAAAGUAUGUUCGUUGUACGGCGCGUCUGUUUUAGAAAAGAGAUUAGGAGACUUUUAUGCAGGUGGUUACGCAUCGCCUGAAUGUAAUAUGGAUAAAUUAUUACGAGAAGGUAUUAUAGGCUUGUGCAAAGAGUUAGUACCAAAUGCAGUAGCACUGGUUGACGUCUUAGCACCACCAGACUUUAUAUUAAAUUCUGCAUUAGGAAUGGCUGAUGGUCAAGUCUACGAGCAUAUCAAGGAGAGAUGGUAUAAAGAUAAAGAAACCUUCGUACGACCACCGUGGUGGCCGGAAAUAAGAUCAAAAUUGUAAUAUAUAUACAACUUACACAAUUGAAAUAUAUUUUCCUGUUGCAUUUUUAAUAACUUUAUUACUGUUAAAGCUAUGUACUGAGACAAUAAAAAUGUGUUAUAUAUUCAUAGAAAAUGA